AGUUCUUCGACGACCGUCUCGCUGUUUACACGGAGUUUGUUUUGGCUAGUCCAUUCCAUUUCGUUCCGUUUCAUUUUUGUUUUGUCGGUUUGCAAAUUCACACCCCAGCUGAUAGUGCGAGCCAGCUGCUGAAGGAUUCUGGGAAGGUCAUUACUGAUAGUGGAUGACAUAAGUGUGAGUUGAAGAGUGAGAUUUACAUAGGUAGAUCGAUGAAUUGAGGCUUCCAGUGAGUUUCCUAUUAACCAUGACGUCGUUCAAGUUGAUCUGGCUGGGAGCGAUCGUGCUAAUAGCUUCUGCUGUGCUGACAGACGCUCAAUGGUUCGGCACCAAGAAGAAGAAGGAAGAAGAUCCAAAUGUGGCCCUGCUUUCCUACAACCCGGUAGAUCCAGAUGCCGUUCCACCACCGCAGCCGGCACCAACAACAAGUACUACAAGCACCACCACCCCAGCUCCUACUACGACCAAGAAGACGGGUUUCUUCGGUGGACUCUUUGGCGGAGGCAAGGAAAAAGAACCUAAGACAACCACCACCACGACUCCCAAGCCCACAACGACAACUGCGGUACCCACCAGUACGAAGAAAUCCAGCGGUUUCUUCGGGGGACUGUUUGGCGGAAGCAAGAAGGACAAGACUACCACGGUUGCUCCGACUACGGAAAAAACCACCGCCAAGGGAGCCGUAACCGUACCGACCACUACGGUCAAGUCCGCAGCCGUCACUGUCUCUACCCCUAAGGCCAUCACUCCUGUCGUUGCACAAACAAGUACUGUCAAACCUGGAACCCCCACGGUAGCUACCCCAACCAGUACGAAGCCUUCCACAGCUAAGGAUGCCUUCCCAGCUCUGCCAGCGGUUUCAACAACUGCUGCCUCAGCUCCAAAGCCCCCUCCAAUUCCACCGAAAGCAUCCGACGCCUUCCCGGCUCUUCCAUCAAAGCCGGGCAGCCCAACACCGGCUUCCGUACCAACCUCAACCAUCGCCAACGCUUGGAACAAACCUCUCCCAACUCAACCUCCAGCCGUUCCCGCCGGAGGUAAACCCGGAGUAAGCUUCGUCCCCACCCAGGCUCCAGCCGCUGGUGGCACCACCAGAACUACUCCACGUUACUCCGAGGGCCCAACCGCAACCGACGACGAGUUGGCCACCCUCUCCGAGCAACUCUUCUCCAAGGAAAACACCAACCUCAACAAACACGUUCGGGCAAACUACCAACGGCAGACUCUAUCCUCUUCCAGCGUUGACGAAGCCCCGAGCCCACUCCUUUCUAUCGACGAACGCGAAGUAUUUGCUAUGCCGACGAUCGAAAAGAUGCGAGCCCUGUUCAACAACUACGAAGUGGACACCAUGGUCAACGAGUACGUCACCCCCAUGGAGAAGAAGGAGGAAAACGACUUCGUAGACGCUCUUCUGGCAACUUCGGUUAUGCGUAGCGCUAUGCUGUUCCUCCAGAAGAAGGGAGUUGUUACGGCUGACCCGAAGACGCACCACGAACUGCUGAAGACAAUCUGGUUCCAUCUGUACUCGCGAGGCAAUGGAAAGAUCGGCAGUUCUGGAUUCGAGCACGUAUUCCUGAACGAGGUUAGCAACGGGACGAUGAUCGGUCUGCACAACUGGGUCUAUUUGUACGAGCAGGAAAAGUCCGGCCGUCUGGAUUACCAGGGUUACAUCAAGAAGAUGGAUCUGGGAACGAAGGGAGAGAUCGCCAAGGUCCGGCUCACGUUCGAUAAGCUGAACAAACCGUCCAACUCGCUGUUCAUCGGAACGUCGCCCGAGCUGGAGAUUGCCCUGUACACCGUGUGCUUCCAGAUGCGCCCGGAUACCGAGUGCCCGUUGGUUUUCAACGGCAAAAAGUUCACCCUCAAGACAUUUACCUUCCGCUACCGGGGCAAGAACCUCAUCGGAGGUGCUUGGCCCAACUUCUAGAAUUACGACUAUUGUAACACCACGAACUCAAGGCAACUGAUAUUCUCUACCAUGUAGUCAAUAGUUUUAAUGAACUUUUUCAAUUGUGUAUUUUUAUAGAAAAAUAAAAACAA
Molecule: messenger RNA, 2037 nt
Organism: Ochlerotatus camptorhynchus
Lineage: Eukaryota; Metazoa; Arthropoda; Insecta; Diptera; Culicidae
Product: endoribonuclease CG2145-like
Exons: 4
Coding region: 245-1924 (559 amino acids)
Molecular function (GO): RNA endonuclease activity
Source: RefSeq, a predicted model, not a curated record